AGGAUCACACGGACUGUGUCUCGUUAAACGGCUAUUUUCCGCUCAGUGUGUGUUUCGCUGUCGCUGUGCUGCUGAGUUCCUGACACAUGUAAACACUCUCCGUCCGGACCAGCUGCUCUGUCUCUUUGUGCCUCUGUGUCCGAACCGAGCGGAUCAUGUGGGUCCGGUCCUGCUGUGUUUGGGGUACUGGGUUGAUCUGCAUUCUGCUGUUAAUCGCCGGGAUUGCGAUGGUUGUGUCGCAAGUCUUUCUGAAGCUCUUAAACAACAGAAUAAAGGAGCAAGUAGUUCUGGAAAAUGGUACAGAAGCGUUUUCGGUGUGGCAAAACCCGCCUCCGCCUGUUUACAUGCAGUUUUACUUCUUUAAUCUGACCAAUCCAGAAGAGGUUCUGAACGGAGACAAACCCUCUGUCAUAGAGAUCGGCCCGUACACGUACAGGGAGUAUCGACCAAAAGAGGAUGUGAAAUUUAUGGACAACGGAACCAGAGUUCAGGCUGUCAAUCCAAAAACAUACGUGUUUGAGCCUGACAUGUCACGCGGCUCUGAGGACGACCUCGUUCGGACGGUCAACAUCCCCGCUGUGACCGUGAUGGAUAAAUACAAAGAUACCUUCUUAGUCAGUCGCAUUAUCUCUGACCUGAUGAAAUCCCUGAGCGUCGGCGUGUUCAAGACGUUCAGGGUCGGUGACCUGCUGUGGGGUUACGAAGACCCGCUGCUUAAAGAAUUCAAGAUUGUUGAGCCUGCGCUGGACGACCACUUCGGACUUUUCUACAAGAAAAACGGCACAGAUGACGGUGAUUAUGUGUUCUUUACGGGGAAGAAGAAUUAUCAGGACUUUGCUCGUAUAGACGAGUGGAACGGACAGAGUUCAUUAAACUGGUGGAGUUCAGACGAGUGUAACAUGAUCAACGGCACCGACGGAGCGUCUUUCCAUCCGAUCGUCACAAAAACUGAGAAACUUUACAUAUUCUCCUCUGAUCUGUGCAGGUCAAUUUAUGCUCUGUACGAGUCUGACGUGAGCGUUCAAGGGGUUCCUGGUUUCCGUUUUGUUCCACCCAGCGAGGUUUUCGCUAAUCUUACGAUUAACCCAGAUAACGCAGGCUUCUGUGUGCCGACCGGUAACUGUCUCGGCUCCGGCCUCCUCAAUGCCAGUGUGUGUAAAGAAGGUGCGCCCAUCAUCAUGUCCUCCCCUCACUUCUACCAGGCAGAUGACAAGUUUGUCCAGGAUGUUUUCGGGAUGAAUCCCAAGAAGGAGGAGCACGAGACGGUCAUUGACAUCAACCCACUCACGGGACUCUUGCUUCGGGGAGCGAAGCGUGUUCAGGUGAACGUCUACCUGCAUCAGAUCCCAGCGUUCAGGUGAGGAUGAGGACAAACAAACCAAAUUCAAGUGGUAAACAAAUAGAAAC
Molecule: messenger RNA, 1407 nt
Organism: Megalobrama amblycephala (Wuchang bream)
Lineage: Eukaryota; Metazoa; Chordata; Actinopteri; Cypriniformes; Xenocyprididae
Product: lysosome membrane protein 2-like
Exons: 9
Coding region: 156-1361 (401 amino acids)
Biological process (GO): protein targeting to lysosome; receptor-mediated endocytosis
Cellular component (GO): cytoplasm; lysosome; membrane
Molecular function (GO): scavenger receptor activity
Source: RefSeq, a predicted model, not a curated record